CGGGAGAGGGGAAAAACAAAACAAAACACCACCCCUUUUCCUCAGAAACGUCUUCUUUGAAAGGGCGGUCGCUUUCAGAUUGCCCUGAUGUAACCCACCGGGCGAAACCUGAAAACUGCGCUCACGGGCUGGGCUUCUGAAGAUGGAUGAAAUUACGCGCCUCUCGCCCUCAUGCAUAAAACAUGGCGCCGGAGGCGGUAGAAGCUAGGCUCCCAGAGAGCAGAGCCAGGUAACCGGCACGGAUCGCUCUUGAGUUUCCCUGGAGCUAUCGGUGGCGAGCCGUGCGCUCCACCAUAUCCGAGGGGAAACUGGGGGCCAAAGCUUCUCGCUGGGCGCCGGCCUCUUCCUCCUCCUCCUCCUCCUCCGCACGUGCCUCCUCGCCGCGACUUCCGCGCGAUUUUUGGCGCCGCCGGUUUAGUAGACCCUCCGCGCUUCUGCCCAUGGAGCUCCGGCCAGGUCAACGCUGUCGCUGCCUUCUGAGGAACAGACUUCGGAGGCGCAGAACUGAACGCCGGCGUUUCUGCAAAAUACCUUCAAGAUCCCCAGAAAUCAUGUCAAUAGGAUCUCAUUCAUUCUCCCCAGGAGGCCCUAAUGGGAUCAUUAGAAGUCAAUCCUUUGCUGGUUUCAGUGGUCUUCAAGAAAGACGAUCCAGAUGUAAUUCCUUUAUUGAGAAUUCCCCUGCACUCAAAAAACCCCAAGCCAAGGUGAAAAAAGCACAUCAUUUGGGGCACAAAAGUAACAGCUCUGCUAAGGAGCCACAGCCUGAAAGAAUGGAGGAAGUUUACAAGGCCUUGAAGAAUGGAUUAGAUGAAUAUUUGGAAAUACAUCAAACAGAACUGGAUAAAUUAAGUGCUCACUUGAAAGACAUGAAAAGAAAUUCACGGCUGGGGGUGCUAUAUGAACUUGACAAGCAAAUGAAAGCAAUUGAAAGAUAUAUGAGAAAGCUAGAGUUUCAUAUCAGUAAGGUAGAUGAACUCUUUGAAGCCUACUGUAUCCAAAGGCGGCUCCGUGAUGGUGCCAGCAAAAUGAAGCAAGCGUAUGGGUUGUCCCCUGCUAGCAAGGCAGCUCGAGAGAGUUUAUCAGAAAUCAACAAAACCUAUAAAGAAUAUACUGAGAACUUGUGUGCCAUUGAAGGAGAGCUGGAAAACUUAAUGGGGGAGUUCUGCAUCAAGAUGAAAGGUCUGGCUGGCUUUGCUCGACUUUGCCCUGGAGACCAGUAUGAAAUAUUUAUGAGGUAUGGUCGUCAAAGAUGGAAACUAAAAGGCAAAAUAGAAGUCAAUGAUAAGCAAAGUUGGGAUGGAGAAGAAAUGAUCUUCCUCCCCCUUAUUGCUGGGCUAAUCUCCAUUAAGGUCACAGAAGUUAAAGGUCUUGCCACUCAUAUUUUGGUUGGAAGUGUUACUUGUGAAACGAAAGAUUUAUUUGCUGCUCAGCCUCAGAUAGUCGCUGUGGAUAUCAAUGACCUUGGCACAAUAAAGCUGAAUCUGGAAAUCACUUGGCAUCCAUUUGAUGUGGAGGACAUUACCCCAUCAACAGGCAACACAAACAAAGCGUCAGCUAUUCAAAGAAGGAUGUCCAUUUAUAGUCAAGGCACUCCAGAAACACCAACUUUCAAGGAUCAGUCAUUCUUUUUAAAUUUACCAGAUGAUGUUUUUGAAAAUGGAACAGCAAAAAAUGAGAAAAGCUCGUUUUCUUUCAGUUUCAAUGACAUUACCAGUGGACAUUGUACUACAUCAUAUAGUUCAACAGACUCAUCUUCUACCAUAGAUAAUUCCAAUCCUGAAAUUAUUGCCACAACCCCAGGCAUAAGUUUAUCCAAACCUGACAGUGUGCACAAUAUUCAUUCAAGCUGUGAAGACUCCAUAUCUGAAUCCAACAACUUAACAUCACAAAUACAUAGUGAAAAUAUGACCACAAAUCUAGAUUCUGAGCUUUGCCAAAGUUCUCCUCAUUUGAGAGGCAACAGUGUGAUUUUAGCAAGUAAUGUCUCAGAGCCACUUAUUCAGGAUACAGAUGAAUUAUCAGACGUCAAACCUGUAGAGCUGGAUACCUUUGAAGGCAAUAUCACGAAGCAGCUGGUUAAAAGACUGACAUCUGGAGAGGGGCCAAUGACACCUGAAAAAUGUCAUUGUGAGGGAUCAAUUAGUGGAGAAUCUGAAGGCUAUAAAUCAUGUGUUGAUGGAAGUCUAGAAGAAGCAUUUCAGGGGCUUCUAUUAGCUCUUGAACCUCAUAAAGCACAGUUUAAAGAAUUCCAGGAAUUGGACCAAGGAAUUACACAUCUAGAUGAGAUCCUAAAAUGCAGACCAGUAGUAAGUCACAGCAGGUCAUCCAGCUUAAGCCUAACAAUUGAGAAUGCACUGGAAAGUUUUGAUUUCCUCAACACUUCUGACUUUGAAGAUGAAGGUGGUACUGAUGAGUUUUGUGGUGAUGCUCAUGGUGCAGACUCUGUGUUCUUAGACACUGAAAUCGAGAAAAACAGUUACAGGUCAGAACACCCAGAAGGCAGAGGGCAUCUCAGUGAAGCAUUGACGGAAGACACAGGAGUUGGAACCAGUGUGGCUGGAAGUCCUCUGCCAUUGACCACCGGAAAUGAAAGCCUUGAUAUCACCAUAGUCAAGCACUUGCAGUACUGCACACAGCUUAUCCAGCAAAUUGUAUUCUCUAGUAGAACUCCAUUUGUCACAAGGUCUCUUCUGGAUAAACUAUCCCAACAAAUUUUAGUGAUUGAAAAUCUUGCAGAGAUCAGCAGUGAGACUCUGGGAAGCUUCAGACCUGUAAGUGAAGCAAUUCCAGAAUUUCAGAAAAAGAUAUCCCUUCUUUCUUUCUGGAAUAAAUGUACCAAUUCUUCUGGGUUGUAUCAUACCUCUGCAGACAAAAUGAUCAUACAAUUGGAUAUCACUUUUUCUACAGUGGUGAAUGGAGAAUAUCCAGGACUUUCAGAGACAGUAUUUGGAAAUUUGAUUUCUCAUAUCUUGGACCGUGCAGAACCUCUCCUCUCCUCCAGUCUGUCCUUGGAAGUCAUAACAGUUUUUCAGUAUUACAGCUAUUUAGCUAAUAAAAAUGUUAGCGAUCUGGCAAACUAUUUGCUUCAGCUUGCAAGAGAAGCUUUAAUGGCACAAACUCUACAGUCUUUAAGAGAUGAAAAGUUCUUGCAGAAUAAGGCCAAUUUAACCUCCAUUAGUCUCUCACCUCAACAAGAAGUGCUGAAGUCUUUGGCUGUCCUUCUGACUGAAAAUAAAAGGGAAACCUAUGAAGCUGUAGUAACAAUAUUGUCAGCUGCUGCAGCAGAAAACAAACACUUCAGGGAAAAGGCUUUAAUUUAUUACUGCGAGAGCCUUGCCCAGCCCAGCCUCCCUCUGCAGAAGGCUGCUUGCCUGGCCUUGAAAUGCCUUCAGGCAACUGAAAGUAUUAAAAUGCUGGUCACUCUUUGCCAGUCUGGCAAUGAAGAAGUUAGGAAUACAGCUUCUGAAACCUUGCUCUCUCUUGGAGAAGAUGGACGGCUGGCAUAUGAACAGCUAGACAAAUUCCCCCGUGAAUUUGUUAAAGUUGGUGGUCGACGUACAACUGAAGUGGCUACAGCUUUUUAAGUGUUCAAUUUACAUUUUAAGAUAUGUCAAUUUCAUCUGAACCACGAUGGUCCUGUAAAAAAAAACGAAAAUUCAAAGCCUAUUAUUUGAAAAUUGUUUUGUAACUUAUGAAUUUAUGAGCAUUAAAAAAGAGAGAGGAUUUAAUGUAUGGGCUGCUGUUGGCUCUUCUAUGUAGCUUAUAGUGAAAUAUUAAUUUGUUGAAGAUUAUGAUAAUCUUGCUUUUGUGAAAUCCAAGUAAUUGUUGUAAAGCUUUGGAAAAAUGAGAGAUGUUUUAAAAUUAUAACAUAUGUUAAAUAUAGAGCAGUGCGUGUUUGGUGGGCAUAAUUGUGCCAGUUUGCAAUAUGUGAUAUUGUGUUGAAAACAUUGAAAAGCAACCAUUUAAAGCUAUUCUGACUCCCACCUUCUCUGAAUCUCUGUAUUCAUCAAAUAUUUGCCUGUUUGAUUUUAUUACUGGUAACCAUCUAAGUUAGCAUAAGAAGCAAUACUCAAAAUUAGGCCAAACCAAGGAUGUGAAAUUCCAGAUAGUGUGAUUUGUGCCCCGUUUAAAUUUCCAUUCUUCCUUUUUUCCUGCCCUUCACUCAGAAUGCAUGUUGAUACUAGAAUACAUUUUUCAUUGAUAACCAAUUGUGGAAGUUGUGUAAAGCAAGUGAAAAAUUAAAUUUGCUUUUUUUUUUCCUACAGAGAAGUAUAUAGAGUAUACUUAAUGACAGAUAAGCCCCAAAUUCCCAAAAUUUCAGGGAGGGGAAAUUUACCUGUUACUUUUUAAGAACUUGAUUUAUUUAAUUUUAUUUUUCAAUAUGACAGAUGAUAACAAAGAUGAUUCUGGACUGCCUUAUAGACUAUAAAGUAAUCAAGAUAGCUUAUAGCUUAAUCUGAUGCAGACUUUCUCUGAAGAAAAUCCUUUUAACCUGAUUUACUUUCAAAUAAAAAUGAAUAGAAUUGUAGUUCCAAAGUAUUUAAUAAACUCCUUGCCGCUAUUUUUGUGGAUAUACAAUUAUGAAAGCUACUUUUCAGGUCUACAAGCAGAAAAAAAAAGCAAUCAAGCAUUCUCUGAAUCAAGUAGAUUUUGGAGUUUUGUUUAGAAAUAUGAUUUAAUAAAGCCUUUUUGCAAAUGCAUGGUUAAGACAUUUUCGUGAAUGUAUAUAUCUGUAUAUUUAUAAAUCAAAUAUAAGUAUUACCUGAUUAAAAUUACAUUUGUACAGUUAGUGAAAGGUCUACUGAAAAAAAACAAGCAUUUCUCAUAAGAUGUGAAAGUAUUAUGCUUCAGGAUUUUAUAGCACAUUGCUCACAUGAGCUUGCAACCUUUUAUGGCUGUCUUUUGUACUGAUUCUUGACUUAUAUAUGCCUUCUAAUUUUGUGGUAUUUGUUAUUUCUGGUAUUUACUGCUUCCUUUAAGUUAUAAUAAAUAUUA
Molecule: messenger RNA, 4995 nt
Organism: Crotalus tigris (Tiger rattlesnake)
Lineage: Eukaryota; Metazoa; Chordata; Lepidosauria; Squamata; Viperidae
Gene: RIPOR2
Product: RHO family interacting cell polarization regulator 2
Exons: 22
Coding region: 441-3584 (1047 amino acids)
Source: RefSeq, a predicted model, not a curated record